CAUAUUUAUAGUGUCACAGAAGAAUAAAAAAUAAAAUUGAAUAAUAACAGUAACCUUGCCCAUUAUUCAAAAAUGGGAAGAAAUAAUCAAAGAAGAAAUCGCAAAACUCAUUCAAAUUCAUAUUCAAAUUCAAAUUCGAAUUCGAUUCAUCAGCAGCAACAAUUUUAUCCUAAAAAAGCUAACAAAAUCAGCUCCGAUCAUGAGCUUGAGCAGAAGGAUAAUCGCGAGGAGUUUAAUGAAGAAGACGAGCCAAAACAAUCUCCUGCAACUCACCAAAAUACCGAGUGGGUAAUGAAGAAUGGGCCUCACCAUGCAGCCAAGGAGCAGCUUUUAGAGAAUUCUCAAGUGGGAACUUCGGAAUCUGAGCCAAUUUCGAUUUCUGAACUCCAUUUGUCGAAUAGGGAUGAUGCUGGCUGUGUAUUUGAAAAAUUGCGGUUAGGUGUGGAGGAGCCACAGUUGUCUGAGGAGCAGCUGAGGAUCAAUGAUCAGCUGCAACAGGAUGAGUUGCUUGCUAUGGAAUCCAUUUACGGAGAUAAUGUCUCCGUUCUUGAAAACCAAGGAGGCCUAAGAUCUUUUCAGAUUCUCGUCCAUAUUGAAGCUGGUGGUGAACUUACUGUUACUGCAAAUCUUAAUUCCUCAGGAAAUCUUAAGAUGAAAAGUGAAAGUGACUACUCAUACUCAUUAAAACUUCAGUAUCUUCCACCGAUUGUACUCUCUUGCUUAUUGCCUAAAUCAUACCCGAGUCAUCUGUCACCUUAUUUUACCAUUUCAGUUCAGUGGUUGGAUUCCAUUAGGAUUUCCAAGCUCUGCUCCAUGCUGGACGUAAUAUGGGCGGACCAACCUGGGCAGGAAGUUAUAUAUCAAUGGGUCGAAUGGCUGCAGACUUCUUCUCUUUCUUGUCUUGGGGCUGAACAAGAGAUUACACUUGGUCCUUAUGGCACAUUAAAUUCUGAAGACAUACGUGCAAUUUCAGAAAGCGUCUCCCCUGAAGUUGAUAUCCCUUCAUUAAGAAAUUAUAGUGACGAGCAGUGCCAUGAGACUUUUCGUCAGAACUUGCAUGAAUGCCUCAUCUGUUACGGCGAAUAUGCUGGUUAUGACUUCAUCAGGCUACCUUGCCAGCACUUUUUUUGCUGCACAUGCAUGAAAACCUAUUCUGAUAUACAUAUUACAGAAGGCACUGUGAACAAGCUUCAGUGUCCUAAUGAAAAAUGUGGGUGUAUGGUUCCUCCUGGUUUAUUAAAACGCUUGCUUGGUGAUGAAGAAUAUGAACGUUGGGAAUCUUUAAUGUUACAAAAAACUCUAGAUUCUAUGUCCGAUGUUGCCAAUUGUCCUAGAUGUGAAACACCCUGCAUAGAAGAUGAAGACCAUUAUGCACAGUGCUCCAAAUGUCUCUUUAGCUUUUGUACCCUUUGCAGAGACAAACGGCAUGUAGGCGAAGAAUGUUUAACACCAGAAAUACGGCUCCGUGUCUUAGAGGAGCGCCAGAAUUCGUCUCAGUUAGGGAGUAAGCAGAGGCAAAAGGAGCAAGAAAUGAUCAAUAACCUUCUUAGUCUGAAGGAAAUACUUCGUGAUUCUAAGCAAUGCCCAUCUUGUAAGAUAGCAAUCUCAAGAAUUGCAGGUUGUAACAAGAUGGAAUGUCAGAAUUGUGGGCAGUACUUCUGCUACCGUUGUAACAAAUGCAUUACUGGAUAUGAUCAUUUUAGGGAAGGAGCAUGUAACUUAUUCCCACCCGAAGAAAUUCAACUGUGGGAGGAGCGGAUGAAUGACCGCCGGAUUGAGGCUCAGGUUCAAGCAUUCUUUCUUGAGCAUGCUCACACACGGUGCCCCAACUGUCGUCAACCAAAUUUAAAGCUUGGCAAUAACAAUCACAUCAAGUGUCAGGCAUGCCAACAACAUUAUUGUUACGUAUGCAAAAAGAUUGUGAGGAGCAUGCAGCAUUAUGGACGCAAGGGUUGCAAGCAGCACACAGCUGAUUAGAAGCGAUUUGAGAUUCCGAAAAGCAUAUUUACAGGGCGUAGGAUACGCUAAGGCUUCAGGUUUAUUUAAGUUGUUUGUAGCAAUGUUCAUUUAGGUUUAUUAGGUGCAUGUAUCAUUUUUUUUUAUUUUCAAUUAAUUUUUUUUUUGUACAAUUAUUUCAAUAGAGAGAAUAAAGAGAAGAAAAAAGAAUAAUGAGGUGUUUGAAUUUUAAUGAGAAACAUAGUGACCUUCGUGCACAGACGAAGUGUAACAGAUCAGUAUGAAACGAUUAAUUGGGAAAAUGAACUAUUGAAUUGCUGAGAAAUUUAUUAUUGGACAUAGAGUUAUGGCUGCAACCAAUGCCAGCAAUCUCUUUGGUUUAUGAUAAUCAAGCAAUAAUGUCUAGAGCACUAAUAAAAUAUAUCCUCUCCGUCCCAUAAAGAUAAAAGAAACAGUCAUUUUUUUUAUCUCAUUAAAGUAGAAAAUUUAGUGUUAGUGUUAGUUAAACAUAAAAUUAUUAAAAUAUCUUUAGAAUCUUAUUAUAUCAACAUUAGUCCUCUUUUAUUCUAAUGAGAGUGAAGCUGAAAUAUGCUCUGAUAUUUCUCUUUUGGAUUGAGCAAAAUUAUCUGAUUAUGAUAAAAUUCAGCUCAAAGAAGUGAGAGAGGAAAAUGUGGUAACUAAGUUGCAUGAUAAGGCUAUUCCUUUUAUGCAAAGUUGGUUUCAUGACUUGGCUCCUGUUAGCUAGUCAAGCUCAGAUUAAGGGUAGAAAUUUUAUUAGACCACAAGGAUGAGUCAUUUCUUGUGAGAUGGCUUAUGGAGAUUACUUUAGAGAAUAAAUUGGAUGUAUGCCUAAUGGUUAUUGAAGAAGGGUGGAGAGGCUUAGCCACUGAUGAGUUCUUCAAGGAUGAAAUUGAAGCUGCGGAUUGCGGUCUGCAAUGUGUAUAUUUAUGCACAGUUACGGAUUAAUGGAGUACAUUGUCUGCUAUAUCGUUAAAGCUUCCACAAAAGCAAGGUAAGUUACUCUGUUUCUCAAUUGUGUAAUUUGGUUAGUAGGAGACCAUACGAGAUUUGUUGCUUGUCAGCCAUCAUGAAUUUCUAAUGAAGGAGGUCUCAGCAGAAAGCCAGCAAUUUUGGCUCUGCUAAAGCACACUCUUUGUUUAUAUAGGGGAAAGAAUUUAAGGUGCAGCUGUAUUUAUAAACUAUGAUUGCUGUAAAAGAGUGAAUAAAGAACUUUACAAAAAAAGUUCUAUAAACAGCUUUGAUCAUGGUACUUUGGCAUCAUAAUUCAUGUCCCACGAUCUUUUAUGGAAUAUUCAUAUUAGUUAAAGUCACUUGAGUUUUGCUUACAGGAGCGCCAGAAUUCGUCUCAGUUAGCAAAUUAGCAGAGGCAAAAGGAGCGUGAAAUGAUCAAUAACCUUCUCCGUCUGAAGGAAAUACUUCGGGAUUCUAAGCAAUGCCCAUCUUGUAAGAUGGCAAUCUCAAGAAUUGCAGGUUGCAACAAGAUGGACUGUCAGAAUUGUGUGCAGUACUUCUGCUACCGUUGUAACAAAUGCAUUACUGGAUAUGAUCGUUUUAGGGAAGGAGCAUGUAACUUAUUCCCACCCCAAGAAAUUUAACUGUGGGAGGAGCAGAUGAAUGACCGCCGGAUUGAGGCUCGGGUUCAAGCUGAAUUCUUUCUUGCGCAAGCUCACAACCAGUGUCCCAACUGUUGCCAACCAAAUGUAAAGGCGAUGAUUUUUUAUUAAAUUCAGGCCGAUUGCUUCUGAUAUGACAACCGGAGUGAGAAUAUUCUUCAUAUAUUUGUCCCUCUCAAUUGCCAUGUCAGAUUCGCAAGCGGGGUUAAAAGUUUUGGGUACCAAAUCUUCUCCUUAUGUAUCAAUUUAGUACUAUAUUUUUCCCGAAUCUGAUGUAAUAACUGAGGUGGACGAAUAUACGAAGAGUAUUCUCACUCCAUUUACCACAUCAUAGAUUUUUAACCCUUCUUUAUACCUAUAAUCGUUUGUGAUUCUUUGGGGGCGCCUUUGGUAAAAUUACGGAGCUUCCUUAACUGACUUAAGGAUUCACCAUUUGCCAUUAUUUUUGAUACACAAACAGCUUGGCAAUAACAA
Messenger RNA from Mercurialis annua (annual mercury), 4064 nucleotides. RefSeq lists its product as uncharacterized. The coding region runs from base 73 to 1977 and encodes 634 amino acids. Gene Ontology annotation, molecular function: ubiquitin conjugating enzyme binding; zinc ion binding; ubiquitin protein ligase activity. The record is from RefSeq and is a predicted model, not a curated record. Gene Ontology annotation, cellular component: cytoplasm; ubiquitin ligase complex. The transcript is spliced from 10 exons. Lineage: Eukaryota; Viridiplantae; Streptophyta; Magnoliopsida; Malpighiales; Euphorbiaceae. Gene Ontology annotation, biological process: positive regulation of proteasomal ubiquitin-dependent protein catabolic process; ubiquitin-dependent protein catabolic process; protein polyubiquitination.